UCGGUCGUAAACAAUCACAGCAGUUCCAAAGUUCAGUUAUUCCCACUGACCCAACAGUGGCCGGAUGGUUUCACUCUGCAAGAGCAGAACCGGGGUUCAACGACAUGGCGCUGAAGGGAUUAAAGGUGAUCGAGUUCGUCGGGCUGGCCCCGGGACCGUUCUGUGGCAUGCUGCUGGCCGACUUUGGCGCCACCGUUACGCGGAUUGACAUGAACCCACGUAACUCGCUGGACGUACUGCAGGGCGGCAAGCGGUCGCUUGCCCUAAACCUGAAGCAACCGAAAGCGAUCAACGUGGUCCGUUCGCUGUGCCGCAGUUCGGACGUGCUGAUUGAACCGUUCCGUCCGGGUGUGAUGGAAAAGUUCGGUCUCGGACCGACCGUCCUGCUGUCAGACAAUCCACGGCUCGUAUACGCUCGGCUGACGGGGUUCGGCCAGACAGGCACGCAUGCGGCCCGUGCUGGCCAUGACCUGAACUAUGUUGCCCUUUCGGGGGUGCUGUCGAUGCUGGGAAGGAAAGAGAACAAACCAACAGCACCGAUCAAUCUGCUGGCGGACUUUGCCGGCGGUGGGCUGAUGUGUGCGUUCGGCAUUUUGGCGGCGCUCGUCGAGCGGCACCACUCGGGCAAGGGGCAGAUAGUGGAUCACGCGAUGGUGGAAGGGGCGGCGUACGUUGGCAGCUGGCUGUACCGUUCGCAGAGUUUGCCCGUUUGGGGUAAGGCGCGCGGCGAGAACAUUCUCGACGGUGGAGCCCACUUCUACGACACGUACGAAACGAAGGACGGCAAAUUCGUGUCCGUUGGAGCUAUUGAGAACAAAUUUUACCGGUUGCUGCUGGAGGGACUUGGGCUGGAUCCGGAUUUGCCACAGUUUGAGGAGGAGGAGCAGAGACGGCAACUGUUCGAGAGGACGUUCCGGACGAAAACGCGCGACGAGUGGAUGGAAAUCUUCAACGGUAAGGAUGCGUGCGUCUUUCCCGUGCUAACGCCGGACGAGGUUGAAACUUAUAAGCACAAUCGCGAGCGGAACGUGUUCGUCGACUACCGGCAGUCGGAGGGCGAUGUGUUGGUGCCUACGCCAGCACCGAAGCUAAGCCGUACGCCAGCCCGCUCCGGUGCGACUGCGGUGGAACGGGGCGAGCUGGAAAUGGCGGAAGAAAUACUGGGCGAAAUCGGCAUCGAUCGAGAAGAACUGGUUAAAUUGUACGAAGACGACAUUCUACUGCUUUCCAACAGACCAAAGAUGUGAUACAGAGCGGAUUGUUAGCUGUGGCCAUUUGAACUAUUAUUUUUGGAAGGAUUUUUUGACUAGGGAUGUUUAAUGAAGGUUUUAAAAAAUUAACAACAAC
Molecule: messenger RNA, 1347 nt
Organism: Anopheles coluzzii
Lineage: Eukaryota; Metazoa; Arthropoda; Insecta; Diptera; Culicidae
Gene: Amacr
Product: alpha-methylacyl-CoA racemase
Exons: 2
Coding region: 105-1247 (380 amino acids)
Biological process (GO): bile acid metabolic process
Cellular component (GO): mitochondrion
Molecular function (GO): alpha-methylacyl-CoA racemase activity
Source: RefSeq, a predicted model, not a curated record